Messenger RNA from Laetiporus sulphureus 93-53, 1626 nucleotides. RefSeq lists its product as uncharacterized. Bases 128 to 1363 code for a protein of 411 amino acids. NCBI's taxonomy places the organism in Eukaryota, Fungi, Basidiomycota, Agaricomycetes, Polyporales, Laetiporaceae. The record is from RefSeq and is a predicted model, not a curated record. The transcript is spliced from 3 exons.
CAAACCUUGUGGCCUUUUAUCUGAAACUUGUCCAAGCUUCGUGCACUGGCACCCUCGCGUAUGUCCUGGAUGUGAAUCGACCUCAGCCACUCCACAUCGUCCACAUCGCCAAUCUCAAGCAUCAAGCAUGAACUACGCUGUACAGUCUCAGCCACGGCGUCCCCGCCACAAUGAGGGGAUCAGAAAUUUCACUGAUGGGCUCUCGAGCAUGCCUGUAGCAUCUUUGAGCAGGCCUGUUGAGGUCGAAGGCCUGAACAUAGCCAUCGAACACUGUGAAUACGUCGGUUCAUACAACUGGCUCGACUUAAAGACACCAUCUAUCCUUGUCCCUGGCUCUCCGCGAAUGUGGCGGGACAAGGCCUUGCCUUUCGAGAUCCCGCCCGAUCAGGGAAGAUUGCUAGUGUACGAGGACGGCUUCCGUAUGCCCGCGUAUCCGCGUCUUCCGAUGCUCAAAGCGGUGGACGUGAUGACGGAAGCGACAGGAAGACAUCUCCGGUGGCCAGAUAUCGACUUCAUCACCGACCGCAACUUUCUACGCAAGCUGUUACUCUGGGCCGGUGGGGGAGGAUCGGGUCGUAACGAUGCAUUCCGGAUAGACCUCCAGCUAUUCGGAGAGCGCACUGUACUUCUCAACCGCUACGACGAAAGGACGUGGUUGAAUAUCAAUCCGAAACAAGGUAGCUACGGGCGUAACUUCGAGGAGCACACGACUACAGCUGCUCCAGGAUGUGAGCGGGGCGGUUCCCAUAAUAGAGUCGUCCAAUAUAAGUUUGGCGGUUUAUCCAUGCUGGUUGUGUUCGAAGUGGACGCCUACCUCUCGCCCGAGAAUGAGGCGUCGUCUUCGAAUGCUCCGCCAUCUUCUUCAGAGAUCCCCGUGCAAAACCCCACCGCUCCUUCGAAAUCUCCUCAGGAGCGCCGACAGAGAUCGUCGCAGGAGCAAUCUGAACUAUCCGAGCCGACAUUGAAUAUCAUUCGUGCGGGCACAGAAGUGCCGCAGAGCUCGCUCAUCGAGCUCAAAACUUCCAUCAGACCCCUCUCAAAGAAGUGGAACAACGCCUAUCCUCAGCUCCUCUUCUCCCAGACACCUCACAUUUUCUUUGCCGAACACAAGAACGGCAAGUUCACAUCGAUGGCGCGACAUCAGCUGGGUGCGCCAGAUAUGCAAGAGAUCGACAGAGGCGCAGAGCCUCGCUUGAAGAAGCUGAGGAGUCUUCUUCGGGACAUACAAGAGCUGGCUGUACGCGGUGGCAAGACAGGGCGCCUGACUUUGCUGCAGCGGAAUGGGAAGAUGGAGGUUUAUGAGAGAACGAGCGAUGCGAGUUUCUUACCCGAAAGUAUAUCGCAGCGAUUCGAUCCACUUUGAAAGGUAUUUACAUUGUAUCCUGCCUAAAUGUCCUUCACAUCGCUGUCUGGGAGGGCUGGGAAUAUCUUCAUGACAAGGAUCUCGUUCGAUGGCUGCUAGGUUGUAAUGCUGGUUUCUGCGGCGGCCGUCAGCUGAUACCACGCAUUGCAAGCUUGCACAUUGUUUCGUGCUGAUACUGUUGAACGUACAUCCGCGUUGGCUAUGUGUACAAUACUGACCACAUUGUAACACGUCUAUUCUCAUCGAUGAUAUUGAUCGCGAAC